AUGACAAUUAAGAGUCGACCAACCUGUCAUAUUGUAGAUCUCGCGGUUCUCACUAAACUCAUAGUGAAAUUGAAAAUAGACUUGUGUAGAGCUCACCGUGAUCUACAAUUUGACAGACGCUUGGGUGCUCGACUCAAGUCGAUUCGAGUCGUCGUCGUCGUAGGGAUGAGUGACAACAACACGAUUCGUAUGAGCCGUGUGCUCUGCGAUUUCUUGGUUCUCACACUUAUUGCCAUCCCUCUCUACAUCUUCCACGAGUUCGUGCCCCCAUACCGACGUGGAUAUUAUUGUGACGAUGAGUCGAUUCGUUAUCCGUGGCGCAAGUCCACCGUCUCCCGUCAGAUGCUCAUUGUCAUCGGACUCCUGAUUCCGAUUCUUCUGAUUCUGGCGACCGAAUUGUUCCGCACGUUGGCGUGGGAGAAGAAGUGCGAGCAAGAGUUCAAAACUUAUCAUGUACGCAACCACUCUGUACACCGUCUCAUCGUCCGUCUCUACUGUUUCAUCGGCUACUUUUUCGUCGGCGUCUGCUUCAACCAACUAAUGGUCGACAUCGCCAAGUACACCAUCGGUCGUCAACGUCCCCAUUUCAUGGAUGUCUGUCGUCCAGAUAUCGGCUAUUCGGAAUGCAAGAAUCCAGAUGAAUAUGUUACCAACUGGACGUGCACGACGACAGAUGUGAAGCUGAUUCACGAGGCUCAACUCUCAUUUUAUUCCGGUCAUUCGGCAUUCAGUUUCUACGCCGCUUGGUUCACUUCUCUCUAUCUUCAAGCUCGCUUAUUCCGUCCUCUAUUCUCACGUCUUCUUCUUCCCGUUAUCCAAUUUCUUUUAUUCGGUGGAGCCGCCUAUGUUUCAUUGACACGUGUCUCCGACUAUAAACACCACUGGUCUGAUGUAUUGGUCGGCGCGAUGAUGGGCACUGCGAUCGGAAUUUUCGUGGCGUUAUUCGUGGCGGAGGUGUUCAAGAGACGAGAGAUUCCGUCGUGUGGACCCACUAAUGAGUUUGGAUUGAUUAGAAUGGACCGCCCGGACGGUGUAAUCACGUCCCAAUCAAACGGUAACGGCUCAAAUACCGUAGUUUCCACCCAACACGUCAUCGUUUCCGAAGUGGAUCCGGCUAAUCAGCGACUAACGGAAUGGCGCAAGAAGCUUGAAAUGAGAAAAUUCAAUGGAACAACUCAUUGUGAUAUUACAGAUAAUGAGAAUAUAGUGUCUUCUAGCUCCGUCUCCUCUCUUCCGCCGCCCGUCUUUAAGCUGGGUCCACCGAGAGCGCCGAGAGGUGCGCCAGACUCUUCGCCACCCGAAUUCAAGACGGAGCUUCGUGUCGAUCCGUGCAUCGUUGUGAAUAUGAAAUGA
This is a messenger RNA of Caenorhabditis remanei, 1353 nucleotides long. RefSeq lists its product as uncharacterized. Gene Ontology annotation, biological process: phospholipid metabolic process; signal transduction; phospholipid dephosphorylation. The record is from RefSeq and is a predicted model, not a curated record. Gene Ontology annotation, molecular function: phosphatidate phosphatase activity. The coding region runs from base 1 to 1353 and encodes 450 amino acids. The transcript has 8 exons. NCBI's taxonomy places the organism in Eukaryota, Metazoa, Nematoda, Chromadorea, Rhabditida, Rhabditidae.